Molecule: messenger RNA, 1062 nt
Organism: Linderina pennispora
Lineage: Eukaryota; Fungi; Kickxellomycota; Kickxellomycetes; Kickxellales; Kickxellaceae
Exons: 1
Coding region: 1-1062 (353 amino acids)
Biological process (GO): DNA damage response
Molecular function (GO): protein binding; protein serine/threonine kinase activity
Source: RefSeq, a predicted model, not a curated record
AUGUCUGAGGGGUACUCGCUGGCCGGUGGCAUCAAUCUGCCCAAGAUUCUGCGGCUUUUGGGUUCCGAUGGGCAACGGUACAAGCAGCUGGUCAAGGGCAAAGAUGAUAUGCGCCAGGAUGCGGUUAUUGAGCAGCUGUUCCAGGUCAUCAACAGCUUCAUGGUGCCUGCAGACCGGCUUCAUAUUCGCACCUACAUGGUGGUGCCGCUAACCAAGCGCUGUGGUGUGCUGCAGUGGGUCGACAGCACCAUGCCCUUUGGCGAGUGGUUCCGCGAGAACGAGCCCAAAUACCGUCCUGACGCGCCUACCACCAUGCAAAUGCGCGCCGCCGUGCAUAAUGUCCACAAACAAAAGGACGUGACGCCAAAGCAGAAGCUCGACAUCUUUUCCCGCGUGUGCGCCCAGGCCCCGCCCAUCUUCCGCUUUUUCUUCUACAGCAUGUUCUACGAUGCCCAGACGUGGUUCGAGCGCCGUGACGUGUAUAUCCGGUCGGCAGCAGUUUCCUCAAUGGCCGGCUGGGCGUUGGGCAUCGGCGAUAGGCAUCUGCAGAACAUCCUUGUGGACACCCGCACUGCUGAGCUGGUGCAUAUCGACCUGGGCAUUGCCUUUGAUCUGGGCAGAUUGCUACCGGUGCCCGAAUUGGUGCCGUUCCGUCUGACCCGCGAAAUGCAAGACGGCAUGGGUAUGUUUGGCCUGGAGGCCACAUUCAAGGAGAGCUGCCGUGUCGCCCUAAGCAAGAUGCGCGAGAACGCCCGGGUGGUCAUCACUAUUCUGAAUGUGCUCAAGGUGGAUCCACUCUACAUGUGGUCGUUGAUCCCGCUGCGCCGCGACAAGAUCGAACGGACCGCCAGCAUCAACAGCACGAGGAUGUCGUCGCAGCCCAAUGCCGCCCUGCCGAUGAAUGCCGAAGACAAUAAGGAGGCGAGCCGGUCCAUCCUGCAUGUGGGCAAGCGACUCAAUGCCAAUAUUAGCGUUGAGGGGCAGGUUAAUGAGCUUAUCCAGCAGGCUACUGAUCCGAACUCUUUGUCCAGGAUGUUUGAGGGCUGGAGUGCUUGGUACUAA